This is a messenger RNA of Meloidogyne enterolobii, 1020 nucleotides long. NCBI's taxonomy places the organism in Eukaryota, Metazoa, Nematoda, Chromadorea, Rhabditida, Meloidogynidae. The record is from the annotation of a GenBank genome assembly.
GGCAGUCCUUUAAAUGCUCCAGAAAAUACUCUCGCUUCCUUCGAACAGGCAAAAAAGGAAGGGGUUGAUUUAAUUGAAUUCGAUGUUGGGUUUACCAAAGAUUUUGUCCCGGUUUUAAUGCACGAUGAUGAUCUCGAUAGAACAACAAAUAUGAAUGGGCCAUUAAAUAAAUUUAAUUUUGUUGAAUUGGAAAAGUGCAAUUGUGCUGCUAAAUUUAGUUUUUGCGGAAAAAAUUAUGUAGACACAUUUAUGUACGGAAAGUUCAAAUGUUCUUUCCAAAUUUCACUCAAUUUUCUCUGUUUCACCUUUGACCUUUCCGUACAUAAAUGUGUCUGCAUAACUUGCUGCAAAAACUGUUUUUGGAUAACCCAAAAGUCCCUUUCUAAAUUAGUCAUAAUAUCUUUUCUAAUUUUUUUUAGUUCCUUGGGUAGCCAAGACGUCACUUCCAAUUUUGAGCCUAUCUGUACUUUAGAGAAUUUAAUUGAAUGGUCAAUUAAAAAUAACGUGAAAAUGCUUUUCGAUGUAAAGGAUACAGAAAUUAAGUUAGUGAAGCUUAUUGCCCUCCUUUUUGAACGCUACAAUCUUUACAACAAAGCAAUUGUCUGUUCAUUCUUCCCGACUGUCGUCUAUCGCAUUAAAAAGGAAAAUCCAAAUAUUCUAACUGGGAUUACUUGGCGUCGUUGGUUCAUUACCUAUGAGGAUAUUGAAUUUACUGUGCCUCGUUCGUCCUCUAAAUUAAUAUUUUUUAUUUCGAUGAUUUUGGAUGUUAUUUGGAUUUGGUGUGUUAAAUUGUGGAUUCCGGAAUUUCUUGGCGUUGAUAUGGUGCUUACUGAACGACGAGAAAUUUCACCUUUUUAUUUGAAAAACAUGACAGCUCGUGGAUUUAAAGUUUGUGCUUGGACUGUCAAUGAACGCAAUGAAAUGGCUUGGAUGUCUCGUGAGCUUAAAAUUCCUUUUCUCACCGAUGCCCCUUAUAUUGCUAGUCAUGUGCUUAAGAAUGUUAAUGCUGAGAAAAAUUAA